UGUCUCGAUCUAAGACUCCCCCCUCCCUGUGUCUGACAUCCUAGACGAGCAACGGUUAUCAGUCGGUCGCUCAGAAAUACCCAGAAAAGAGACAGGGAAGGAGACGACUCGAUUUCGGACCUGCUUCAAAGCCCGAUCAGAUCCCUGGCCAACUAAAUCCUUAGGUCUGCAUUCGCAAUGAAAGGAGCGACUAGCCGAAGGCUCGAGAAUUCGAAGCACCAUAUUUCUUUUUCCCGGGUCUCGAGACUUGUACCAUUUAUCCAGGCUGUGCCACCGUGACAGGCUGGAUGCGUGUUCGGUUUUGAGGCAAUGUCCAUCGUUCUAAACUGUCAGCAAGUUGGAGAACAGCAUGACACCGAGUAGUGUAUAAUAGCUGGGAUCUGUCCAAGACGCAGUAUGGCCAAUGUCACAGCGGCUGAGCCUCCGCCAGGACAGACGUACGACUUUGAUUACUCCAGUCCUCACUUAUACAGGGCCAAUGUGGUGAUUAUCGCCUUGGGCUUGACACUGAGUACAAGCUGCCUCGCUGUGCGAGUAUUCACCAAGGCACAGCUGCUGCACAAGUUCGGAUGGGACGACGGAUCGAUCAUUCUGGCCUGGCUGUUCGCCUCAGGAACUCAGGCAUGCUCGCUUUACGGCUACCACCACGGAGGCAUGGGCCUUCAUAUCUGGAAUCUUUCCCCGGAGAUAUAUGAAUCAUACAUCAAGGUCGUCCUCACAGCCGCCAUCAUCUAUGUCCCAGCGCUUGCCCUCGCCAAGAUAAGCCUGAUCAUUCUUUACUACCGCAUCCUAUGUCAAGAACGCUACCAGCAAUGGGCGUUGUCCACGCUCGCUUUCAUCGUCAGCAGCUAUAGCGUAGCCCUGAUAUUCGCAUUCAUUUUCGGCUGUCACCCCAUCCAGAAGGCAUGGAGUCCAGCACUCACGGGCUACUGCAUCGAUCAGUAUGCACUUUACGUCGCCACCGCAGUGUUGAAUAUCAUCACAGAUGUUGCAUUGAUUCUGUUCCCAAUCCCUACAGUUGUAGGGUUGAACAUGCCAACGAUACAGAAGAUAGGGUUGCUCUUCAUGUUCAUGGCUGGAUGCGCAACCUUAGCAACCGGGAUCAUUCGUUUGGCAACCCUUAUUCCUUUCUUGAACUCUAGCGAUCCGACCUACAGCAUCGGCUGGCCGGAUCUGUGGAUAAACAUCGAAGCCAACUUUAUCAUCAUCUGUCCCUGCUUACCGUUCAUCCGUCAUCUCCUCCGUCGUUAUGCGCCCCGCCUGAUUGGCGAGCAUAGCAGUCUCGCGCGUGGCUACAUGCAGAACUACCCCUACAACUAUACUCGGGAAAGCACGCGGGCACGGCGGAAAGAAGGACUCACCCAGCUGCAAGAUGAGAUCGAACUCGUUGAGAACGGCAACGUGAAGAUUGUGAAAGAGAUCCAGUGGGAAGUCACUACUGAGGUGACGACCCGCGUUCAAGGGCAUGGAUCCGAGGAGGAGAUGAAUCGGCAUAGUGCCAUUUUUGGGGGAAAUUAGCGGGACUCGUCUGUAUAUAGGGCCGUAAAACAUCAGAC
Messenger RNA from Aspergillus uvarum CBS 121591, 1556 nucleotides. RefSeq lists its product as uncharacterized. The record is from RefSeq and is a predicted model, not a curated record. The coding region runs from base 397 to 1518 and encodes 373 amino acids. NCBI's taxonomy places the organism in Eukaryota, Fungi, Ascomycota, Eurotiomycetes, Eurotiales, Aspergillaceae. The transcript is spliced from 7 exons.